This is a messenger RNA of Olea europaea var. sylvestris, 1011 nucleotides long. Its product is annotated as zinc finger protein ZAT10-like. NCBI's taxonomy places the organism in Eukaryota, Viridiplantae, Streptophyta, Magnoliopsida, Lamiales, Oleaceae. The record is from RefSeq and is a predicted model, not a curated record. The transcript has a single exon. Gene Ontology annotation, molecular function: DNA-binding transcription factor activity. The coding region runs from base 98 to 934 and encodes 278 amino acids.
CUUUUUUUUUUCAGCAACUUGAGCAACUACCUUACUUUCUCAUCACCUGUCAAGCAACUUCCCCCCUCCACCCCACUCCUUAAUCCUAUAUAUUCAUAUGAAUAUGCAUAAACCUUCCUCACUUCCACUCUCAUAUUCUUUCAAAUCUUUCUUAGUAAUUUCAGGUUUUCAGUUGAAGCAAGUUCUUGAUAUGGCCCUUGAAGCUUUGAAUUCGCCCACUACACGGAUUCCCGUGUUUUCACUUGAGAACACCAGUCUUGGAUCUGUUGAGCCAUGUAUAAAGGGUAAGCGAUCAAAGCGACAACGAAGUGUUGAUAGCCAUGAACUUAGUGAAGAAGAAUAUUUAGCUCUAUGUCUUAUUAUGUUGGCUCGCAGCGGUGGCUCCACGGUGGAGAAUCAACAGAAACGCUCACAGACUCCUCUUCCGCUGCCCCCGGCACCGCCAGUGAUGAUGACGUUGGAUUCUUCCAAGGUGUUGUACAAAUGUUCAGUUUGCAACAAGGCCUUUGGCUCUUACCAAGCUCUGGGCGGACACAAGGCGAGCCACCGGAAGUCCGCCGGACGUAGCGGAGGAGAUGACCAAUCAACAAAUUCCACCACUCUCUCAGCCACCACGAGUGGUGGCAGUGGCAGCGGGAGGACCUACGAGUGUACUAUUUGCCACAGGUGUUUUCCCACUGGCCAGGCCUUAGGGGGUCAUAAAAGACGCCACUACGAAGGUGGCGCAGCCAGUAACAGUGGCGCUUUUGCCAGCAGUGCAGUGAGUUCAUUGGAGGGUAUUGGCUCCACUGUCAGUCACCGGAACUUUGACUUGAACCUUCCAGCCUCGCCGGAAUUUUGGCCGGGAUUCAGCUCCGGUGAAGACGAAGUUGAAAGCCCACAUCCGUUGAAAAAGUCGCGUCACUUCUUACAGUCGAAACUGGAAAUCUUUUGAAUAGGAAUCAAUUAGACAUGGAAUUCUGAAUUUAGGAAAUUAAUUUUGGAAAUUUUACUAUACUGUUUUAUUUUUUA